This is a messenger RNA of Pestalotiopsis fici W106-1, 1416 nucleotides long. RefSeq lists its product as uncharacterized. The coding region runs from base 1 to 1416 and encodes 471 amino acids. The record is from RefSeq and is a predicted model, not a curated record. The transcript has a single exon. Lineage: Eukaryota; Fungi; Ascomycota; Sordariomycetes; Amphisphaeriales; Sporocadaceae. Gene Ontology annotation, molecular function: FAD binding; oxidoreductase activity.
AUGACUAUAACGGGCCUGAGUUCGCUCCACUGCGAGCACUUUAUUCCCAGUGCUGAGACUCCCGCAUUGGGCUUUACUCGCUGGUCUGACACCAACAUUGAUCGACCGUCUUUGGUUGUCAUUCCAGAAAAUGAGGCAGACGUUCAGGCUGCCAUGGGUCUAGCAAGAACCAAUCACCUCAUCAUUGUCACUGGUGGUGGCGGUCAUGGAACUUAUGUGCCUGUUGGGCCCAAGAACUUAUACUUGGACAUGAGAAAGUUCCAGACUAUCCUCCUGGACAAGGCAAGAUGCACUGUACGCAUCGGUGGCGGCGUAGUGACCGGGGAUUUGCUCAAGUCCCUGGCUUUGGAUGGCUAUUAUACUGCUCUGCCAAAUUCUAAUGCCGUGGGUGUAGUUGGCUGUGUCCUUGGGGCAGGCAGCACACCGUUGAACGGUCUGCAUGGGGUUAUGGCUGACAUGGUGCAAUCAUUUCGUAUCGUUGUCUCCGAGGACUCCGUCAUUGAGGUUAAAGCAUCUUCCACUGGGGAACAUUUGUCCCUCUUCAACGCUCUUUGUGGCGCUGGCCACGGACUCGGCGUUGUGACGGCCAUUACAACGUCUGCAUAUCCUAUAUCUAGUCUCAACAUGACGGAUGACAAGAUCUGCAUACGUUCACUUAUGUUCCCACCUACAUCUAUCGAAACGGCCGUGCGGGCAUUUCUGGACCUUUCACGACCGUCGCCGAAAGUGAGCAACACACUUACAUUCUUGCGCAUUCCGGUAAGUGGUUCUGCGAACGGUGUACCAGUCAUUGCUAUAGGUAGUACAUGUUUCGGAUCGCUCCGGGAUGCCAAGGAUGAAUCGAGCGCGCUGUAUUCCGAAAGAUUUGUAGAAGUGUCUUCAAAAGCAGGCACAGAUAUGGUACCAAUGGAGCACCUCAAUGACCGCUUCGAGCCUCAGAAUAAGCAUGGUGGACACAAAGCGAUUGCAUCAUGUCGACUCAAGGCCAUCGACGUGGAAACAAUAACCACGGCUUUUGAAAGUUGGCUGUCGGUAACGGAGAGAGUUCCUGGUGCCUGGCGAAGCAUCGUCGCGAUAUCGCGCUUCAACAGCACCAGGCAUAAGGAGUUGGGGGCCGGUAUUGGUGGUGAUAGGUUCAUUGAAAGUCGCGAUAGAGACUUUUCUGCCAUGACUAUUGUCAUGUGCAAUGACGCGGCGGGAUUAGACGCCAUGACGGACUAUAUGACCAAUUUCGUUCGUAUGAUGCGUGCAGGGGAUGCGAGUAGUACACCGAGAAGUUUUCCAAACAACCUGAGAUUUGGCAUCGACUUGGAGGAGAUGUUUGACAAACACAAGCUGGCCGAGCUCAGGCGUAUCAAGCAUAUAUGGGACCCGCAGGGCAUUUUCUGGAGCCCGUUUAUGAGCGACCCUGCGUAG